GGAGCGGAGGUUUAUACGCAGUGGGCAGAUUGGAGUGCUCCCAUUUAUGAGCAUCAACACCCUUUCAGGAUUCGAUGUGGAGCGGUCAGUGUUGGAUGACUGGGAAUCGCUGAUAUAUCUCAUAUGCUGGUUCGCCACCAUCGGAAUCUGCAGAGAGAAAGCUGACAGGCGAUCGUUGGAAGAGCUUGAGGACCUAGAAGUCAGACAAUGGAGAAGGGGAUCGGCUAAGGAAGUAUCAAAAGUAAAGGUGAAACAUCUCAGCGAACUCAAAGAUUUUGGGUAUUAUAUCCUGGACUACUUCCACUCCGACAAUGACAUUGAGACACUCCAAGAUCUAACCGAGGACCUUUACAAGGCUCUGUUCCAAAAUCCGUAUCUGCGAAAGGACACUCGGUGCGAUGGCAGCCGCUAUAAAGGCACCAUACCAGUUAGGAUCAGAGGUGAGGAGAAGAAAUCGGAUCCAUUCAAGGAGCGGUUAACCAAAAAGAGCGAAAUCGCCGCAGCCCUACUUGAGACGAUGACACAAGCAUGGAAGGAUUCGAUGAGCACCAUUCGCAACCAGCGCAAACCAUCACCAUAGUAUUUUUUCUGCUGUACACUAUGCGUC
Linderina pennispora is the source of this 607-nucleotide messenger RNA. RefSeq lists its product as uncharacterized. NCBI's taxonomy places the organism in Eukaryota, Fungi, Kickxellomycota, Kickxellomycetes, Kickxellales, Kickxellaceae. The record is from RefSeq and is a predicted model, not a curated record. The coding region runs from base 47 to 580 and encodes 177 amino acids. The transcript has a single exon.